AUGUGCAGAACCCGAGUGCCGGCGAGACCUUCACCAGCCCGUGUGACCGUGUCCGCCUCCGCGCCCAGACCAGCGGUGCAGCAGGUGGAGGCGACAGCCCAGGAGUCGGCCAGCGAGGUGCCGGGAGUGGUCGCCGGUCAGGAGGAGGUCGCCGCAGCGGGCCCUGCUGUCCCAGAGGAGCAACAGAAGAUCGACAAAGCUAAGGCUGUUUUUGUUCCUUCUGUUUGUGUUAGUGAUGUUCAGUCAGAGUCUAGCGCUAAUGCUGUGGCAACAGGGUCUAACAUAGAUAGCAGCAGGAUUAGGCUAGCUAAAGUUGUGCGCGGGUCGUUUCAUCAGGGAAAUGCCCGAUUUGUGUAUGGAGGUGUGCAGUGUAUGGCUAUAGCUUUGGUCAGCUUAGCCAAACACACAGUGAGGAGCGCGUUCUCGUGGGACAGGCUGGAUCUGGAUCGCGCGUUGGUUGAAGGUGAUGAGUUGUACACGAGUUUGCGUGACCUCAACAUCUUCAGCCAUGUGUCUAAUCUGCUGUCUGUGCCAGAUUUGCCACAGCAGCUGGAAUUAGACGGACAGCUGUUUAGGUUUAGUUUUGGUGACACGGUGUUAGGCGAAGUAGGCGUUACCGAAGGUGAAUACAUCGAUUUCGGUGUAUUCAUCAGCUUGCGUAAUGGACUGGAGAGAAUCUUCAGUCAAUACACCACAUGUCUUCUGACAAUGUGCGGAAACACCACUGCCAUCGUGCGUGAGGGUGGACGGUUCGCUGUGGUCGACAGUCACUCACGCAGUAACACUGGCUUGUUACACCAUGACGGUACAAGCGUGGUUCUGCAUUUCGCCUGUCUUGACGACCUGCACCACUACAUCUGUCGUUUGGCCGACAGUCUCCGUUCGAGGGAGAAGCUCUUUGAGCUGUGUGGUGUGACGGUCAGCACAGGUGCAAGUCCAGCGCGGUCUGGUGUGUCUGUGGAGAGUCUCAUCACUGGGAUGAGCGCUGCUCCAGCACCAGAGUCUAGUGUGCUCACUGAGGCUGGGAGAAAAAGUGAGGUGUCUGCAGGCGUUUGUGUGCCUGAGUGUGGUGUCAGCAUUGCCGCAAGUCCGGCACUGUCUGGCAUUUCUGUUUUUAGUUUCUCCAGCGAGGUGAGCAGCGGUUCAGCGGCAGAACCAACGGUGACCAAUGGCAGAAAGCGUGUCAUUUCUUCCGGCACUUGUAUGUCGAAGAAAUCCAAGAGUUUCGAUGUCCGAGAGGUCAAUUUGGACAUCGAAUUUGUUAGCGAGAUGCCCCGUGCCAAGUCCCACCGGCGGGCCCAGGCCCUGAAGCAGAGGAUGGCGCAGCCGUUGCCAUGGAUCCCCCAACCGCCUGUCCCCGAGUUCGUUGCUCGGCGCGGUACAGGGUACCGCCAUCGCGUGCGGAGAUGGCCGACUUCGGAGCUGACCCAGCGCAGCUUCAAGUUGGUCACUCCUGCCCAGAAGCCGGACCAGAAGGUAUUAGUUUUUCUUUUUCAGAAACACAGUGCUGGUUGUAAGAGGUCGGUGUCUAUGUUCUAA
This is a messenger RNA of Myripristis murdjan (pinecone soldierfish), 1539 nucleotides long. RefSeq lists its product as uncharacterized. The record is from RefSeq and is a predicted model, not a curated record. NCBI's taxonomy places the organism in Eukaryota, Metazoa, Chordata, Actinopteri, Holocentriformes, Holocentridae. The transcript is spliced from 5 exons. The coding region runs from base 1 to 1539 and encodes 512 amino acids.